Messenger RNA from Schistosoma guineensis, 1536 nucleotides. The record is from the annotation of a GenBank genome assembly. Lineage: Eukaryota; Metazoa; Platyhelminthes; Trematoda; Strigeidida; Schistosomatidae.
AUGGCUGGUGUUGACCACGCCUAUCAGUACUCUGUGGAAGUGAAGAGCAGGUUCUCACUGUUCCUGGACGACACUCUGAAUAGUGAAGACCCGGAUAUCCUGCUAUCCAAGUUGCAGAGUAAACGAAGUGAAAAGACUAAAAAGGAUAAGCCACAUGUGCAACAGCAACAUGUGGCACCUGCAAAGGUCGACACGACAACUAAGAGUGAGGUGAAGGUUGAGACUGCAGCUCCGAAAGUUGGUUCUCGAGUGUCGAAAACCACCAACGUCACAGAGCCGCCACCAGUGCCACCUGAAGACGUACAAAUCACAUCCACAAAGGGGACAGAUGAAUCAAUUAGUGCCUUUGUGCGUGGUCGUGGUUCAGGUAGAGGAACACCUCGAGGGAUGCGUGUAGGCAGAGGACAAGGGCCUCGAAUGGCUCCGACAGAAGCACCUCAAGAUUCAGUGAGUGAUUUGAAUGCUACCAGAGGGCCAAGCUUCGAGCCUAGGGGACGUGGGAGAGGUAGAGGAAGAGCAAUGUUUGGUCGAGGUCGUGGGAUGCCAUUCAAUUCGAACCGAGACUUCGACAAUCAGGAUGGUCCAGAUCGUCAGGGCCCAAGACAAUAUGGUCGAAGAGAUGGAAAUUGGAAUGCUCAGGAUGUUGAUGGUCAAACAAUGCCUGAGAGUGGUGACUCGGAGCAAGUUGUGCGUUUCUCAGACGAUCGUAACGAGGUCGAGGACCAUUCAGAGCAUGCCACAGCGGAGAAUGAGGAGGGUGUAGUUGCCAACGCAGAAACCCCAGUUGAGGAAGAACCGAAAAGCUACACAUUGGAAGAAUACAAGGCCAUGCGCCAGUCUUCCAAACCAGCCAUCUUACUGAACAGCAAGGGUCUACGCAAAGCUAAUGAUGGCAAAGAUGUGUUUGCAAACAUGGUGGCUCACAGAAAAAUACAGGAGGUCCACGAGGAUAUCUACGAGGUGGAGGAGAAGGAAAACGAGCCUGAGGAGCAUCAGUCGAUCGACAUUGAUUUUUCUUUCGCUGACAACUUUGGAAGCCGUAGAAGAGGUGGGCGAGGAUUUGAAAGCAGAGGGUUCGAUCGUGGGCGUGGUGUUGCACGCGGUGCGGGACCAAGAAGUGAACGUGGGGGUCGAGGAAGAGGUCAGAUGAGGAGUGACGGGCGAGGUCGUGGUUUCGGCCGUGUUCUGCCUAUUAACGAUCACAUUCCACCUCCAGCAAUUUACAACGACCAGGAGUUCCCUUCCUUGAAGUGAAUUCCUAAAGGAAAAUUGAAACAGACUGUUGGAUUAAUAAUAUUCUUCCUUGUCAACUCUUACUUCCUCAAAGGCUUUUAGUCCAAGCCUCUACUUACCCAUACUCAUCCCUCCCUAUUAAACUUCAGCUUUGUAAUUUAGUUUCUCCUAAAAGCAGUUCGAGGACUGGAUUUGGCUGUGCUGCUUGAGAGCUAAUUGCAAAGCUUUGUACAUGAGUGUUUUCAGAAUGUUACAGUUUUGCGGUUGAUGUGAUCAAUCGCCCUAAAUAAACAUUAAUAAGAU